CAGGUCCAUGCUGGGCAGAAUCCAGGCGCAGGCAUUCAGCUUCGACCAGACGUUCCAGCCCUACCAGAAGGAUGAUUUUGUCAUGGCUUUUUUCACCGACCCAAAUGUUAUUCCAAAUUUGCAGUUACUCUCAGAUUCUUCUGGACAGUGGAUCACAUUAGGAACUGAAGUGAAAAAAAUUGAAGCUGUAAAUGUUCCAUGCACACAACUUUCCAUGUCAUUUUUCCAACGGUUAUACGAUGAAAAUAUUGUACGAGAAAGUGGACACAUUGUCAAGUGCUUCGAUUCUUUCUGUGAUCCGUUUCUCAUUUCAGAUGAACUAAGAAAAGUUUUGCUCAUGGAAGACUCCGAAAAGUAUGAAGUCUUCAGCCCUCAGGAAAGAGAAGAGUUCCUGUUCUGUCUUUUUAAGCAUCUCUGCCUUGGAGGGUCCCUUUGUCAGUAUGAAGACAUGCUGAAGCCAUAUCUGGAGACAGCAAAGCUGAUCUACAAGGAUCUGGUGAGUGUUCGGAAACAUCCUCGAACCAAGGAAAUACAAAUCACCUCUUCUGUCUUUAAAGUGAAGGCCUACGACUCUGCUGGUGUGUGCUACCCUUCAGCUAAAGAGCAUGAGCAGACAUUCUCUUACUUUGUCGUGGAUCCCAUCAAGCGUCAUGUGAAUGUCUUAUACCACUGCUAUGGUGUGGGGGAGAUGGCCUAGGCUUAUGUAAACCAUCGUUAGUGCUGCCCCUUAGGCAUGGUAUCUCUGUGUCAGUAAUAAUGGAUGAACAGAUUUCAAGCAGAAAAAAGCAAACCCUGAAGUGUCUGUCCUACAUUUGCCCAGCACACUGAUGCAGGAACCCCUGACAGAACUGGACAAAGCAGAGAGGCACAGUGCAUGUUUUUUCUGUCAAGAUGUAGCCACACUCUCAGUUGCCUGUAUUUUAAAAUUGUUUGGGAGGCAGAGGCAGGGAGAUCUUUGUGAGUUCUAGGCCAGCUUGGUCUACAGAACAAGUUCCAGGACAGCCAGGGCUACACAAAGAAAUGCUGUCUUGAAAAGAAAAAGGAAAAAAAAAAGGAAGGUUUAUGUCUCUACAGUUGGGAAAAACAUGGAAUUCUUUUGCUUCAUUUUUUCCACUUAAAAUCCUCAAUUAAAAA
This is a messenger RNA of Cricetulus griseus (Chinese hamster), 1134 nucleotides long. The record is from RefSeq and is a predicted model, not a curated record. Lineage: Eukaryota; Metazoa; Chordata; Mammalia; Rodentia; Cricetidae.